GCCGGCCCCCUUCUUCCCUACUAAAGCAGUCAUUUUGUGGCGCUGCUACUCGACAUGCAUCAGACCGGACCUUCGUAAAGGCGUUCGGAGGUAAUAUCGCUGGGGAAGGGAAGUAUUCCUUCUGGGGGACCCACUGACCUCCAUCUAGCGGAGCUGUAAUGAGGUCACUGGAGGAAAAGAUUCCUAUGGGCUUGAGGAGUGCAGCGCAGUGCAUAUUACACAACAGGCUAACCCGAUCGCCCGCUGAAUAGUAGUAUGCAGUGAUGCACUAUGCAGAAACAGACCUUCCCCACUGACUAGCCGCCCAAGGACCAAUAGGUCUAAAUAGGAGCUAAAACGGACAUGGAUCUUCGCCGCAUUGUAUGGAUAUAUCCACCCUCCAUAUCAGACCGUCAGUUUUAAAAAAACAGCCGUCUGGAAAAGGAAUCUGAGAAUGCUCCAGGAAGUGGAGGAGCUGGUAUGGCCGGGAUGGGGAGGUCUGGGAAUGAGCGUCCGUGGUAUGCUGCAGCGCGAUCUGCAUCGUGAGGUUGAAAAUGACGAUGUUCCUCUGGAGCAAUUGACUGAUGAUAUCACAAAACUCGCCCCUAGUAUCUCAAGCGGUGGAACAGUAGAAACUUCUCUCUCGUGGGAGAAUCAACACGUUUCCACCGCAAUACCGGGUGACUUUGAGCUCAAGAAAGUUGAGAAGGACCCGGGAGAUGGAAAGAGUACCGUACCGAGGAACCCAGAGUAUCAGGGACUCUCGGGGGCGGCUGGAGGAUGUGUCGCAUUCCUGAAUCGGCGAUUUCCACAUUCACGCGCGAGCUGCACCUCAACGUCAUCAUGGACGGUGACCUGGCAAGUACGGGAUCGUCGAAGUGUCAAGGUACGAGUAGUCCUCUCGGCCACCCGGCGUCAUCUAUGA
Messenger RNA from Aspergillus ochraceoroseus IBT 24754, 904 nucleotides. RefSeq lists its product as uncharacterized. The record is from RefSeq and is a predicted model, not a curated record. The coding region runs from base 434 to 904 and encodes 156 amino acids. The transcript has 3 exons. NCBI's taxonomy places the organism in Eukaryota, Fungi, Ascomycota, Eurotiomycetes, Eurotiales, Aspergillaceae.